Messenger RNA from Vanrija pseudolonga, 840 nucleotides. RefSeq names its product Zinc finger protein (gene Znf672). The record is from RefSeq and is a predicted model, not a curated record. Gene Ontology annotation, molecular function: DNA-binding transcription repressor activity, RNA polymerase II-specific; RNA polymerase II cis-regulatory region sequence-specific DNA binding. Bases 1 to 840 code for a protein of 279 amino acids. Gene Ontology annotation, cellular component: nucleoplasm. The transcript is spliced from 3 exons. Gene Ontology annotation, biological process: regulation of transcription by RNA polymerase II. Lineage: Eukaryota; Fungi; Basidiomycota; Tremellomycetes; Trichosporonales; Trichosporonaceae.
AUGGUCGCUGCGGCCCAUUUCCUCUGCGGUACCUGCUGGAAGGAGUUCCCCGCGGGCUGGCGCGCGCGCGAGUCGCACUGCAACGCUACCGGCCACCAGCGCCCAGCGUACGAGUGCGACACGUGCCCGCACCACUUCAACUCGCAGCAUGCGUGCAACCCGCACAUGGGUGCCAAGGGCCACUUUGGCGACUACAGCGACGACGACGAGGACUGGGAGUGCCGCGACGACGACUGCUGGGACACGUUCGCGUCCGAGGCCGACCGCGACGCGCACGAGCACGACGACCACGACUUCUGCGGCGACUGCGACCGCUACUUUGACAAUGCUAACAACCUGCGCAUGCACCUCAACUCGCGCACGCACCGCUCCGACACGCUCGCGUGCCCGCUCUGCAAGCGCGACUUUGUGUCCGCUACCGGCCUGGCGCACCACCUCGAGCGCGGCGCGUGCCCGCGCGCGCCCAACCUCGACCGCAUGGGCGUGUACCGCCUUGUGCGCGAGCUCGACCCGCACCACUGGUUCACGAACAGAGUCGUCGAGUACACCAAGGCCACGUACACUGCGGACGAGAACACGUGGAACGGCAGCGGGUACGAGUGCAGCAAGUGCUACCGCGAGUUCCGGAGCCUCAACUCGCUCAACCAGCACCUGUGGAGUGGCACGCAUGACGAGUCGCUCUACCACUGCCAGAGCGGCCGCUGCGGCCGCCAAUUCAAGACCUUUGGCGCCGUGUGCAACCACCUCGAGAGCGAGAGCUGCGGCGCCAUGUCGUACGACCAGGUGCAGAAGUACAUGCACUCGGUCGUCAGCAGCGGCCGUCUGCUUACGGCGUACUAG